UUGUUUCGCAGUGCGCCUACGUCGAUGAACCCUGGUGUUGAUGACAUGGUCGGUUGUGGUCUGUGAUUGAGAAGAAAGAAAGGAAGGAAGGAAGGAAGAAAGCAAGCCAGCUCAGGGUCUUCCGCUGUCUCAGACCCGAGUGUUGGACUCGCCCUCGCCCUCUCACUCCCGCAUGUGGAUCGGCACGACGCUCGACUUGCGCUCUGUCCGUUGAUUCCACCAAGCUUUUCUUUCCAAGUUAUCAAGCCACUUCAAUUCGACAUCCUGCUCCCGAUCUGAGGAAGGAGCUUGCAACCAUGGCGAGCAUGCAACAGCUGCAGGAUGAGAUCGAGGUCGGCAUCAUUGGUAUGGGGGACAUGGGACGGUUGUAUGCUACGAAGCUCGCUGCCGCAGGUUGGAGGGUCAAUGUAUGCGAUCGUCCAGAGAACUUCGAGACGCUCCGCAGCGACUUCAAGGACACUCCCUCGCUCAAUGUCUUCCGUGAUGGCCAUCUCGUAGCUCGGCGCAGCGACCUCAUAGUCUAUUCAGUCGAGGCAGCCCUAAUCGACAAGGUGGUCGAGCAGUACGGCCCUUCAACGAAGCUAGGCGCCAUCGUGUCUGGUCAGACAUCAGUCAAGGCUCCCGAGCACAAAGCCUUCGAGGCACAUCUGCCGGCGGAUACUUACAUUGUCUCAUGUCAUUCUCUCCACGGCCCAAAAGUAGACACGCAGGGCCAGCCUCUCGUCCUCAUCCAGCAUCGAGCUCCCGACGAGAAGUUGCGACUCGUCGAGCAAGUCUUCUCCUGCUUCCAGUCGCGCUACGUUUACCUCUCGUACCAAGAGCACGACGUCGUGACCGCCAAUACGCAGGCAAUGACGCACGCCGCCUUCCUAGCAAUGGGCACAGCCUGGCGCUGCAGCGGGGACUAUCCCUGGGAGACGGACCGCUACCCUGGUGGGAUUGAGACGGUCAAGAUCAACAUCAUGAUUCGGAUCUUGUCGGCCAAAUGGCACAUCUAUGCUGGUCUGGCGAUUCUGAACCCCUCGGCGAGGGUGCAGGUGACCCAGUAUGCCAAGAGUGCGUCGGAUCUGUUUAAGAUGAUGUUGCUGGGUGAGGAGGAGGCGAUGCAGCGACGGGUCUUUGAGGCCAGAAGGAAAGUGUUCGGGUGGGCGGAUCACGAGUACGAAGAUGGCGUCGCUCCCAAUGGCGAGGCAGCUUCAGGCGUAGAGGUGGUAGCACCGCCUGUUGCAGGGCCAUCAUCCUCAUCCUCAAUGCAGCCGGCAGCACAGCGACGCACUUCUCGCAAGCCCUUCCUCAUGAGCGACACGCUCCUAGACCGAUUCCACCUCGCAGCACGCAAGGCACUGGGCGAUGGCGAAGAGCCUUCAGCUCCUCCACCGCGACCACCAAAUUCUCAUCUCUCCCUGCUAGCCAUCGUCGACUGCUGGGCAACACUUGGUAUCGAUCCCUAUGCCCACCUGGAGCUAGCAGCCACUCCCGUCUUCCGCAUGUGGAUUGGUGUCUCCGAGUAUCUCUUCCGCUCCCCUACCCGUCUCCGCCAAGCCAUCAAAGCAGGCAUAGAGGACACGACCUUCCGCAGCGAUGACACUGAGUUCGUGGUCGCCGCAAGAGGUUGGGCAGAAGCGGUGCAGUUUGGCAACUUUGCCCACUACGAGUGGAGAUUCAAGGAUACGGCCUCAUUCUUCCAGCCGAGAUUCGAUGAGGCUAACAAGGUGGGGACGGAGAUGUUGAAGGUGUUGACUGCUUGAGGCGGGGAGGGAUCGUGAACAGACAACGGACGGGGGAGAGGCACGUCAGGCAAAGGGAACGUCUAUUUGUUGGGUCCUUGUCAUCAAUGAACAAUCCACAUUCAACCACCCCGCCAU
Molecule: messenger RNA, 1865 nt
Organism: Jaminaea rosea
Lineage: Eukaryota; Fungi; Basidiomycota; Exobasidiomycetes; Microstromatales
Product: putative TYR1-prephenate dehydrogenase
Exons: 3
Coding region: 297-1748 (483 amino acids)
Biological process (GO): L-tyrosine biosynthetic process
Molecular function (GO): prephenate dehydrogenase (NAD+) activity; prephenate dehydrogenase (NADP+) activity; NAD+ binding
Source: RefSeq, a predicted model, not a curated record